AUGUGUAGUAACAUAAGCAGUGGAAGCUAUGGAGGAGACAGAGACUUACAACAAGACGACUACUUUGGUUCUUGUCCUAAAAAACAAAAGCAAGAUAAAGUACGACGAAGAGGACCAGGUGUGGCCGAGCUCGAAAAGAUCCGUCUAGAAGAAGAGAACAAAUCUGCUUCAUCAUUACCAAGAACCGAUAACACUCUCAUUCCUCUUCCUCCACAGCUUCCUUCUCCGUCUUUUUACACCACUAAUCCUAUUUUCCGGCCACCGGCGACGGCUAUGCCUCCAAACUUUGCUUUGCCGUUGUCGUCUUACUUCUCGAACGGAUCUUUCCCUAUGCCGGUUUUUCAGAAGGAGCAGCAUUAUCCGAAUCAUCAUACGAUGAAUCUCGCGAAUCCAUCUCAAGGACCAGGAAGAUUAUGCCAGUUCAUAGAGCCCCCUUCAAACCAAAGAUCUUGCGUCCAUAAUGUCUCUCAGUUUCUGCAGAAAGAAGAAAAGGCAUCGAAGAGGCCAUGGCAUUUUCUCACAGACACCACCACGAAAGCUAGCGUUGAACAACCAAUCUCAAGAAUGUUAAGGGAGUCCAAACAUAACCGGUCGUUGGAUAUGAGAUUGAUAAGUCCGAAUCAAUAUUCCGGUACAACGAUUUGCAACCCUAUCUCCAUUGAAUCACCUACUUCCAUUACACGUGAUUUUAACGUACAGUAUGAACAACAACAACAACAACAACAAGAGCAAGACUUUGACGAGAACAUGCAAAGGAGAAGUAUGAAGACUUUCUAUAGCUUUAUACCCUCUAAUGAUCAGAGCAAUGUUGACCGAGAACAACUUGCCAUUGAGCCACAUGAAUCUGCCGCUGAUCAUGGAAUCGAUCUCAGCCUUAAGUUAUAG
Messenger RNA from Eruca vesicaria subsp. sativa (arugula), 885 nucleotides. The record is from the annotation of a GenBank genome assembly. Lineage: Eukaryota; Viridiplantae; Streptophyta; Magnoliopsida; Brassicales; Brassicaceae.